This is a messenger RNA of Orussus abietinus, 1677 nucleotides long. Its product is annotated as PEST proteolytic signal-containing nuclear protein. Gene Ontology annotation, biological process: proteasome-mediated ubiquitin-dependent protein catabolic process; protein ubiquitination. The coding region runs from base 391 to 897 and encodes 168 amino acids. The transcript has 3 exons. Gene Ontology annotation, cellular component: nucleus. The record is from RefSeq and is a predicted model, not a curated record. NCBI's taxonomy places the organism in Eukaryota, Metazoa, Arthropoda, Insecta, Hymenoptera, Orussidae.
GUACUUGUUCUAUCUCGUUAUGGUAAAAUGUAUUUACACGGGGUUUUUCUGUUAGCGGAUGCUCGACGAAGUUUAGCUCUGUUCUUUCUACUUCUUAGUACUUCCCUAUAUGAUGUUAUUAUUCUGAUAUAAGAAUUGGAGUCAUUCUUUUUCAUUGUUUAUCAUUAACAGAUACAGAGUGGAAAUAGCAGCAUUGAAGUGUUAAUGUCAAAGCGUCGUGUUCAGUAGGAUAAUGUACUCUAAUAUUUCUCAAAUUUUUCUUUAGCAGCAGUUAGAAAAACAUUUGGAUUUUGUCAAAUUAGGAAAUAUCGAACAUAUAAUUGCUUGAUGGUAGUUAGAAUGAAAAGUUAGUUUAAAUGAUUAGGGUUCUUAAAUGGAAAACCAAAGAAUAUGAGAAAAAAUCUUUUCUCUGCUGUCAGUUACACCUUAGAUUGUUGUUUGACGUUGUCAGGGUCAAGUAUCUACAGAGCAGAGGACAACGGAGGAGAAGACAGGGAACGGGAUCGUUCUCCUUUAAGAUCGGAUGACCGCAGAGAACCUGUCAAUUUCAACCAAGCCGAUGCUAAGAAGCACAAACUUGCCUUUGGCUUUAGCAAAAAACCAGCUGCUACAGAUUCUAAAAAAGGCAUUCAAAUCAAAUUAGGAGCUGCAUCGAAACCAACUGCCAAGCCAGCAACUAUUCAACGACCAACCGUGGCCUCAGUGUUUAAUGCAGAUGAGGAAGAAGAACCUGAAGAAAUGCCGGCUGAAGCACGAAUGAGAAUGAGAAAUAUUGGAAGGGAAACACCAACUUCUGCAGGUCCUAAUUCAUUUGGCAAGACAAAACAAGGAUUUUGCGACUCUAAAAAGAUAUUUGAAAAAACCUUAAAGAAAGCUAUGGAAGAGGCCAAUAAAUGAUUUUCUUAUUUUGCUUCAUUGAAAGCAAUUGUUAAAUUGUACAUUAUUAUACAAUGAUGGACAGGUCAAAGCAACAGUACUUGGCAAUUCAAUUGUUGUUAUGAUGUGGUUGAAAUAAUCAUCAACCAAUAUGGGCAGUUCAUUGAAUUAUGUACAUGCAUUGUACCUACAUAAUUCAGUACACAUUAACUUGCAGUUUAUAUAAAUUUCAUCAGGGCUUUCUAAGGACAAAUUCAAAUAUCUAAUCUAUCGCUAUCUUACACUUUAUAAAAAAAUGUUUAUGUAAUGAAGAAAAUGUUACUUUUUUAAACUUAAGAUAUAGAGUAAAAUAGUGUAAUUAAAAUAGAAUUCAAACUAAAGUGAAAAUCUCAUUAAGAAUCAUAUUUACACAAAUGGAUCACAGUAUCGCCUACACAACGAUCUUUACAUAUGAACUGUAGCAUAAAUUAGACUUAAAGUUCUAUACAAUAUAGAAGUAUUGCAUAGUUCACUUUUUAUAACACUUAGAGGAUAAAGAUAUUUUAACACAAAUCUACAGCUUUAAACCGAUUUGACCUAAGUCAGAGCACAGAAUUGGAUUUAUCUUCUUGCCUAUUGUGGAACAGUAAGAAUCAUGCAAUUUUGUUUUCUUAUACCGCACAUGACGAAUUUUUAUCUUAUUCAUGAACAAUAAUAUAACAAUGUAUGUACACGGAAAUAAGAAAACAGGCAAAAAUAAGUAUUUAACAGAGCUUGAAACAAAGAAUAUUUGUGUAAAAAUUACUGAAUAAACAUUAAAAA